Molecule: messenger RNA, 2431 nt
Organism: Ricinus communis (castor bean)
Lineage: Eukaryota; Viridiplantae; Streptophyta; Magnoliopsida; Malpighiales; Euphorbiaceae
Product: pentatricopeptide repeat-containing protein At1g26900, mitochondrial
Exons: 1
Coding region: 441-2297 (618 amino acids)
Biological process (GO): RNA modification
Molecular function (GO): protein binding; RNA binding
Source: RefSeq, a predicted model, not a curated record
GAUCUGCCUGAUGUAUGUUCCUCCUGCAAUCUUCUGCAUACUCUAAUUAAAAAAAUUUCCCAAUUAAGGGCAGAUAAUUGAAUUUUUGGGAGUGGUUUCAGCCAGCUCCAGUCUCUAGUGCUUUUACAAUUCUGAGAUAUCUCUUUGCUGGUUAUGGCCUGUUAUUUCACCCCAAACCUAUAGGGCGCAUCAAGAGCCAACUUCUCAGGCAUAAAAUCAUAUUCUAUAGCAUAUCGGGGAAAUAAAAUCCCAGGUAUUUCAACCACUUUCAGACGCUUCGGCAUAUUCUGCAAAGUGCAGUUCCUAGCAACUGCAUCGCAGGCAUAAAACCCCUACUUAAAACACAAGAAAUAGGACCAAAACCACCGGUACGGAUAUCAUGUUAAUGCAAGUUUAUCCAAAGAAGGAAGUGUACUUGUCAGAAAAUCCCUGCCUAGCUCAUGAACCUAGCCAGAACCUCAAGCUGGAGACAAGGAUUCGAUUUUCGGUCCAAGCAUCACGACCCAACUCACAAUUUUGUUGUCCCUCGAUUUCAUAGCCUCAUUUGCUUAUUGAAAUUAUGCAAACGAACUUCUGAAAUCUCUCAAGUUCAUGGCUUUAUGAUAAAAACUGGUAUAGACCAGGACCCUUUUGCUACAAGCAAGCUUCUUGCAUCUUCAAUACAAGAUUUAAAAUAUGCAGCCUCAAUUUUUAACCAUACUCAAAACCCAAAUCUCUUUAUGUACAAUACUCUGCUUAGAGGCUUUUCUAUUGGGGAUAACCCGAAACAAGCUUUUGCGGUUUUCAAGAACUUGAGGGCUCAAAGGAUUGAACUUGAUCAGUUCUCUUUCAUUACAAUUCUUAAAGCUUCUGCACGUGAAUUGGCUGUUAAGGCUGGUCAAGGGAUCCAUGGAAUUGUCGCAAGAUCUGGGUAUUUGAUGUUUGUCAAUGUCAAAAAUACCCUCUUGCACUUAUAUAGUGUUUGUGGCCUUAUUGGGGAUGCACAGAAGUUGUUUGAUGAAUUUUCUCAAUUGAAUGAUUUGGUUUCUUGGAAUGCUUUAAUGGGUGCUUAUUUACAUGUAUCUCAGCCCGCUAUGACAAUAGAAGUGUAUGGGCAUAUGUUUAGGUAUGGUUUUAUAAUGAGUGUUGCCACAUCGUUGAGCGUCUUGUCUGCUUUUGCUGAUUUAGGAGACCCAACUGGGGGAGAGACAAUUCAUGCGUGUUGCAUCAAGAUUGGCUUUUGUUCAAAUCUAAAUGUAGUCACUGCUUUGAUUGAAAUGUAUGCAAAAACAGGAGGUAUUGAUUCAGGACGUAGAAUUUUCGAUGGUAUUGUUGAAAAGGAUGUUAUUCUAUGGAAUUGUAUGAUUGACAAGUAUGCAAAGGUUGGGCUGCUAGAACAGGCUAUAGCUCUACUGCAGCUCAUGAAACUUGAAGGAGUGAGAGCAAAUUCUUCUUCGCUGGCAGGGCUGCUUGCAGCUUGCGCUGCCUCUGGAUCAAUAAAACUAGGCUGGCGUCUCAGUGAUUAUGUAGAAGCGGAAGAAUUGGAGGUGGAUGCGGUUCUUGGUACGGCUUUGGUUGAUAUGUUUGGUAAAUGUGGGUUUUUGGACAAGGCUAUUCAAGUUUUUGAGAGGAUGGAGAGCAAAGAUGUAAAAUCUUGGACGGCAAUGAUUUUAGGUUACGGAGUUCAUGGGCAAGCAAGAAAUGCUGUUGCUCUCUUCUAUAGGAUGGAGAAGGAGGGAUUUAUACCGAAUGAAGUUACUUUCUUGGGAGUUUUAAGUGCUUGCAGCCAUGGUGGCUUGGUGGUAGAAGCAAUGAAAUGUUUUGAGAGAAUGGUUCAGGUAUAUGGCAUUUCACCAAAGAUUGAACACUAUGGAUGCAUGAUUGAUCUUUUAGGCCGUUUAGGCUUGCUAGAGGAAGCACAUGAUUUAAUCAAAAGAUUGCCCAUUAGGAGUGAUGCCACUGCUUGGCGUGCAUUACUCGCAGCAUGCCGAGUCUAUGGAAACGUUGAAUUAGGGGAAUAUGCAAAUAGAGUAUUGGUUGAAAUAGACGAUCAGCAUCCUACUGAUUCAAUUCUUCUUUCCAAUACUUAUGCAAUUGCUGGAAGGUCGACAGAUCAUAGCAGGUGGCGGGAAGGUGAAGAAGAAAGGAUAUGUGCAAACAAUGGAAAUAGAUCAGUUGGAAAGACGGGAAGGACUAUGAAGGAAACUGGACGCAGCUCAAUUGAUAUUGAUAGUUACUGGUUGGAGCAUAGCUGGGACAAAAAUGUUCUCGGACAAAGGCUUUUCUUGUACACUAAAUGUGUGAACUGGCUACCAUAACCAAGAUCAAUUCUUGUCAUAAGUCAGAUCAACUUGUCGAUCUGAUAUUACAUAAUUGACAUGUCAAAUUUUAUGAGUUAAUUAAUGUAAUUAAACAAAAUGAUUCAUUCUUAUGCAUUCUAUUUAGUACUUCA